GUUCUGAAGCAAAAGCACCUGGAUGAUUGCCUGCGACAUGUAUCUGUAAGAAGAUUUGAAUCAUUUAAUCUGUUUUCAGUAACAGAAGCCAAAAAAAGGGUAAAUGAAGAGGAAGUUGGUGCAUGGGUCCGAUAUACAAGUGUCUUCUAUCCUGAGUACAGUGUUUCUUUAAGGCGUAAUAAUGGAUCUUUGAAUGUUGAAGAUGUUCUUACCAGCUUUGACAAUACAGGCAAUGUUUGCAUCUGGCCAUCUGAAGAGGUUUUGGCUUACUACUGCCUCAAGCACAGUAAUGUAUUCAGGGACCUUGCUGUGUGUGAGCUAGGGGGUGGCAUGACAUGCUUGGCUGGGCUCAUGGUUGCUAUUUCUGCAGAUGUCAAAGAAGUUCUGUUAACUGAUGGGAAUGAAAAGGCCAUCAGAAACGUGAGAGACAUCAUCACAAGGAAUCAGAAGGCUGGUGCGUUUAAAGCUGGGAAAAUAUCAAGCUGCGUUUUACGAUGGGAUAAUGAGACAGAUGUCUCUCAACUGGAAGGACAUUUUGACAUUGUUAUGUGUGCUGACUGCCUGUUUCUGGACCAGUACAGAGCCAGCCUUGUUGAUGCAAUAAAGAGAUUACUCCAGCCCAGAGGGAAAGCAAUGGUAUUUGCCCCACGCCGAGGGAAUACUUUAAACCAGUUCUGCAAUCUAGCUGAAAAAGCUGAUUUCUCUAUCCAAAGACAUGAAAAUUAUGAUGAACACAUUUCAAACUUCCACUCCAAGUUGCAAAAGGAGAACCAGGACGUCUAUGAAGAAAACCUUCAUUACCCACUUCUGCUUAUUUUAACCAAAAAUGGAUAGAAGAUUAAGCUACUCAAAAGACGAAAACACCAAGUGCACAGGGCAUAUUUUCACAAAAACAGAAACCUGUGAUGGGUAUGAUAUGCAGCAAGCCUUUGGCUUCCUGAGAUCUGUGAGCCCCCCACCACCUCUGCCCCAUUCCACAUGUGGGUUAUGGGGCCCACCUGUCCUCACUCACAUCAUUCCCCAGCCCUCCUUCACUCCUUUUUCAUCUGCUCUUCUUGGACCAAACCUUUGUUUGUCUUUACGUAUCUACAAACAGCCUAAGAUUUGAAUUGGACUCAGGAGAGACCUAAAUCUUUUUCUUCCUAAUUGAGACAGAAUUUCUUUUGGUGAUCCCCACCCCCCCUUUUCAAAAAAGAUCUUGGUCUUUGUUCUGUUUUGGUGGUGGUACUUUUUAAUCUGUAAACACAGCAAACAUCAUGAUUCUUUCCUGGUUAAAAAUAAAUAAAUAAAGCCUAUCUUUCUCAUCUUCAAA
Molecule: messenger RNA, 1312 nt
Organism: Leptonychotes weddellii (Weddell seal)
Lineage: Eukaryota; Metazoa; Chordata; Mammalia; Carnivora; Phocidae
Source: RefSeq, a predicted model, not a curated record